Molecule: messenger RNA, 4648 nt
Organism: Polistes dominula (European paper wasp)
Lineage: Eukaryota; Metazoa; Arthropoda; Insecta; Hymenoptera; Vespidae
Gene: Actbeta
Product: inhibin subunit beta
Cellular component (GO): extracellular region
Molecular function (GO): cytokine activity; growth factor activity
Source: RefSeq, a predicted model, not a curated record
CCCCUCAGUGUCCGGCGCGCCUCCGACAAGCGUGCUUCGCUCGUUAUAGAGAUCCUUUGGCGUUUCGUCCUCCUUCGUCGAUGCUAGUCUACCCGUGUCCUCGCGAAAUCAAGUGGUCCGAAAUCGGAAAAGGUCGCAAGCGACGAAAACCGGGAAGGAUUAAGGAUCAUUAGAAAGUAUCUCAAAACGACUGGAAUCGCUACAAUGUUGAUUCGGAUAUUUGGGAUUUUUCAAAAACUGUUAUCGACGAAAAUACAAUAACAACGACAAUACCAGCGAAAAAGACAUAAAUAAAUAAAGACAUACCAGCAGUAACAACAAGACCGAACGUUUUUUCUUCUUUGAUUUUCAUAUAAAGAAAAGAGGAGAUGCGAUUGGAUCCAACAUUCGAGUGCGUACUCGAGUUCCUUGCUGGCUUAUCCAAAAUUUUCCAAAGGAACGUGUUACGACGGAUAAUUACAACGAUAACGAGGAAGAGGAGGACGACGACGACAACGAGGGGAACGAAGAAGACGACGUGCUGUCAGGAGGGAUAAGAACGCAAGAGAGGCGCGAUAGAUCGUCGCGACGAUCUUCUCUAACCGAGAGAUCUCAACGUGUCUGCCGAUGUCGUCGGAUAUUCUUGUUUAUUGGACCGCGCCAAACUUUUAAAUGGUGCACUCCUCCGAAGGGCUUAGUCGUAGUGCAGCAUUAAGUACGCAUAGAAAGUGUCCAAGAAAGUCGAGGAGACCUUAGAACGCUAGACUUUCUCUUACUUUUGUGAACUUUAGAGAUAAAAAAAUAGAAAGAGGGAAGGAGAAAGACAGAAUCUCGUGUAGAAUCUGUCAAGAAAGGAGAAAGCGUAGUACACGUAGAACAAGUGUCCUUGAUUUGGAAGAAAAAGAUUAGAUUCUUUGAGGAAAAGAAAAUAGAAUAAGAGAACCGAAAAAGAUCAGGAUCGAUAUUAAGCAGGUUGAUGAACAGUCGGUGAAUCGUAAAAAGGUGGGAUUGCGAAGCUCGAUCCUGCGUGUGCCUUGCGCGUAUUUGAAGGGAGCGCGAAUGGCCGAGAAAACGAGCAGGGUGUACCCGAUUACGGUGGUCCAGCGUGUCGGUCAAAUCGAUCCCGAAGCACCGGCACUGGAUCGUUAGUAAUGGGGGGUUUAGGCGAGGAUGCCUUCUUCCCGUCGUCGUCAUCGUCAUCGUCGCCGUCGUCACCGUCGUUGCACGCUGUCGUCGCGUUAUCGUCGUGUCCGCGUUUUUGUCGUCGUCGCCGUCGUUGUCGCAGCCUCGCCUCGCAGCUGUGCAAGCCAAGGAAAGCUCUCAUCGCUGAUAGGCACCGAAUUAGAUCCGUUUUCCUUACGGUAUUCUUUCUUCUUUUCCGUAGUACCGAAAGAACGAAAACUAGUAAGAGGGAGAAAAAUAGUAUUGGUAGCAUCGAUAGUAGUGAUAGUAGAGAAAUCGAGACCUUUUGUAAUCAUAGAAUCUCCGCCUCGGAGAGGAAAAAAAAGGAAGGAGAUAGGGUUCUGCUCCUUGGGUCGGCCGCUCGAGAAGGAAAGCAAAAGAGAGGAAAGUGGAGGAGGUGGUGGGGGAGGAGGAGGUGACUCGCCGCCGAGAUGCACCAGGUGCCGUACGGAGUGGGACUCACCUCGAACGAAGGUCGAAUCACCAAGUUCGGAGAGGAGAGCCAAUGUUGCCGGCAAUGGCACCGUCAUCACCAACGACAACGGAAUCAACGACGACACCAAUAUCACCAUCAGUAUCAGCAACAUCAUCAGCAGCAACAGCAGCAGCAGCAACAGCAGCAACAACAACAACAACAACAACAACAAAAGCAACAACAAUGGUCUCGUUGCCGGCUUCGUCGAGAGGAAGAAGGUGACAACGUCGCUGUUUACGAACGAUCGAGCCGAGUCUUCGAGUAUACCGAAAAAAGAGAUGAAAAUACGCGACGCUUCCACGUUCGGUCGCCUAAAUUGUUCUCCGGAUAUGGGGGUGGUCUCCUGAUACCUUCCAAUUUUCUUCUUAUCGGACUGGUCCUUUGUUACUUGACCCUACCACCCGUCCAACCGAGACAGAACAAUCAUCCGAGCUGUCCCGGUUGUAAUCAUCAGCCACUUCAACAUCCGCACCUUCGCGAAACCCAUCGAGGUGGCGGAAAGCAUGGGACUACGCCGAGUCCCGACGAUCUCAGAUUGGAAGCAAUCAAACAUCAGAUACUAUCGAAAUUGGGCUUAAGAACACGGCCUGACGUGAACAGGACUUUGGCUGCUGUCCCAAGGCACCUCGCUUUGGAGACUCUAUACCGAGCCGAAGCUCAACCACCGCCGCAGUAUCCAGAGAGAAUGCGGAAUGUUCACGGAACCGAAUAUUCCGGUGAAUUCCUUUACGGUGAUGAAGAGUACUCGUAUAAGAAUCUUGAUCAGCAAAACGAGGAGACGACAACUGAUGCUAAUUCCAGAACUACCACGUCCUACCAGGAGUACAGGGAUUACGACACUAGAUCGGAAUACGAGCCUCAGGAAGAGUUGGAUGAUUUUUACGCGAGAACAUCGGAGAUUAUCACUUUUGCCGAACCCGGGCGUAAGCUGAACAGUCAACCAUUACUAGAAUUUCCACUGUCCAGCGGCGAACAGGCAUUAGAGCCUCUCAGGAUCAAACGGGCGACCCUUUGGACACGAGUAGAAUACAGACAAACAAGUAAUUAUCAGUAUCAACAAGAUCGUCAGGGUCAAAGCAAUCAAAGGAACAUCACUCUCUGGGUAUUUAGGGUGCAUUGUGGCAAUACAACGCAUUUGCGCGGCAAGGAACUCGGGGCGCAUCUCGAAAUGGUGACGUACUUAGGCGUGAACGUUGGUCAAUUGGGCUGGCAGAAGUUCGACGUAACACAGGUCGUCAGCAAUUGGUACACAGCUAACGUGAAUUCACCGAGGGAUAAACUAACACUUUUAGUGGAUUGCACAGGAUGUGGCAAGAGCGUUCACGUGUCGACCUUCGCCGUGCACUCGCCACACGUGAUCGAGUCCUCGUUAAAUCCAAAAGAUGAUCAAGAUCCUGACAGGCCUUUCCUCGUUGUACGCACGGAUCCAGCGGCUGUGAAACGCGUAAGAAGACGAGCGAUCGAAUGCAACAGCGCGAUAAAAGGUCAAUGCUGCAAACAAAGAUUCUACGUUAGCUUUUCUCAACUCGGAUGGGACGAUUGGAUAAUCGCUCCUCAAGGAUAUUACGCGAAUUACUGCAGAGGCGACUGUGCGGCGGGUCACAGAACGCCGGACACGUUCCUAAACUAUUACACGCACGUGAUCGAAGAAUACAGAAAGAUGGAUCGACUCGCCGGUAUGCAGCCCUGUUGUGCGCCCCUUAAGUUCUCGCCGAUGUCGUUGAUAUACUAUGGACCAGACUCAAACAUCAUCAAGAGGGAUCUCCCAAAGAUGGUGGUCGACGAGUGUGGAUGUCCUUAAUUUAAGUCUCCGCUGAUAGAUAAAAAAAGAACAAAAAAAAAGAAGAAAAAAAGAAAAGAGAUACUAAAAUUGGCCCCUCUCCUUUGGAAAAAUCCUCCUCCUACUCUUUAUCACGAUUUACCGAAGGAGCUUUCGACUUCGAGGGACCUCGUUGGAACUUCCCUACGUUCUCUUCGUUGUCAAACCUUCGACAAUUCAUCUCGAGCGAGCACGAUCGAAAUUUCGUAGGAGCUAAUUAAAUUGUUCUCGGAAACGCGAUCGUGAUCGCUAUUGUUAUAAUGCAUAACGAAAAAAAAAAAUAGGAGAUUAGAGGAGGGAAAUAAAUGAAAGGAGGACGAGAGAAAAAAAAUACAAAACGUACAGAAACAAUACAAAAGAAUAAAUAUCUCCUCGGUCGGUAUCUCAGGUGUGUCCACCACAUUUUUGAGAUAUAAUAUAUUAUAAAUAAUAUACAUAUAUACAGACGAUACCUAUUAUACAUACGCGAAUACGCGUGACAGACGACACGCAAAUAUAUAAACGUACCUUACACUUACACUUACAUACACGUGUACGACUCGAUUCCCAGACGAUUUAAUCGUAACAGAAACGAAGUCGCCACGUGGGAAUUCUUAUGGAGAGCUUAGUCAUUUUCUAUUAGUUGCGAUAAAACGGCGGUAAAGAAUUUAAAAUAAGAUACGACAUAUUUCUGACUUUUCCCGCAUUUCGCGCAUCUACGCGACUCCGCAUACGCGCACACGCACAUACAUACAUAUAACAAUACACGUACACGUAUACACUAAGCACAGAUAUACACACGCGCGCGUUAAAACCCGCGAGGUGAUUCAAAACCAAGUAUAAGUAUUUAAAGAUAUAAUAAAUCAAGAAGAAAAAAAAAGGUAAGGGCGUAAACUCUAAUGUAAGUGUAAACAAUAAAACUCAAUCUAAUUGCCUUGUUUUUUAUGCGAAACGUAUGAAAGUAUCGAGUAACAAUUUAACAAAGUAAAAAAUACUAUUAAACAAAAAAAUCUCUAUAUAUAUUAUAAAUACUAUACAUAUAUAAGUAAAAAUAAACGCGCGCGAAACGAUAAACUUAGCAAGUCAAUGGCGGGGGGGGGGGAGUUUUCCGGAAGGUCUGUAAGGAAAGGGAAACAUUUAUAGAGUUCAAAAAGGCUAAGGAAACUAAAUUAUUACUUUUAUUACCACUAUUAUUAUUAUUAUUAUUAUUAUUA